This is a messenger RNA of Elephantulus edwardii (Cape elephant shrew), 942 nucleotides long. Its product is annotated as olfactory receptor 2T2-like. The record is from RefSeq and is a predicted model, not a curated record. Lineage: Eukaryota; Metazoa; Chordata; Mammalia; Macroscelidea; Macroscelididae. Gene Ontology annotation, cellular component: membrane. Bases 1 to 942 code for a protein of 313 amino acids. Gene Ontology annotation, molecular function: olfactory receptor activity; G protein-coupled receptor activity. Gene Ontology annotation, biological process: G protein-coupled receptor signaling pathway. The transcript has a single exon.
AUGAAGAGAAUGGGCAGACAGAGCAAUCAGACAACUGGAAUCGGAACUGGUUUUGUCCUACUGGGAUUGUUUCACCACAUCCAAGCCCCAAAGCUUCUCUUCACAUUAAUCUUCCUCGUGUUCCUUAUGGCCCUUUUUGGCAAUAUUGUCAUGAUGCUGCUUAUUUGGUUGGAUACCCGACUUCACACCCCUAUGUACUUUCUUCUGAGCCAACUUUCCUUCAUGGACCUCUUAUAUAUCUCCACUUUUGUCCCCAAAAUAGCCAUUGACUUUCUGUCUGGGAGAAACACCAUUUCUUUUAUUGACUGUGGAAUUCAGCUGUUCCUCUUCAUGACCCUUGUGGGAGCAGAGUGUCUUCUCCUGGCUGUCAUGGCUUAUGACCGCUAUGUGGCAAUAUGUCAUCCACUUCAUUAUUCGGUUCUCAUGCGCCCUGCAGUCUAUGGUUCCAUGGUCUUUGGAACCUGGCUGGGAGCUCUGAUCAAUGCCUUAAUCCAUGUAAUCUAUGCCCUGAAUCUUCCUUACUGUGCUUCCAGGGAAAUACAUCAUUUCUUUUGUGAAAUCCCAGCUCUCCUAAAACUUGUUUGUGCGGACACAUCUCACUAUGAAGAUGGUCUUUUUUUCAGUGGUGUUGUGUUUCUCCUCAUUCCUAUAUCAGCCAUCAUGGUCUCUUAUGGAAAAAUUCUCUCAACUGUUUUGGGAUUAGGAUCAAAUCUGGGCAUGAAAAAGGCUUUGGCUACCUGUUCUUCCCAUAUGAUUGUGGUGUGUCUUUUCUAUGGAACAGCAAUAAUGAAGUAUUUUUUGCCCAAAGCCUAUCAUUCAGCUGAACAGGACGAAGUGGUCUCUGUCUUCUACACUCUCCUUACACCCAUGCUUAACCCCCUUAUCUAUAGUCUUCGAAACAAAGAGGUGGCUGCUGCUCUCAGAAAAGUACUGGGGAGAUAA